Coniosporium apollinis CBS 100218 is the source of this 1530-nucleotide messenger RNA. RefSeq lists its product as uncharacterized. Gene Ontology annotation, cellular component: cytosol. Lineage: Eukaryota; Fungi; Ascomycota; Dothideomycetes. Gene Ontology annotation, biological process: pentose-phosphate shunt, oxidative branch; pentose-phosphate shunt. The transcript is spliced from 5 exons. Bases 1 to 1530 code for a protein of 509 amino acids. Gene Ontology annotation, molecular function: phosphogluconate dehydrogenase (decarboxylating) activity; NADP binding. The record is from RefSeq and is a predicted model, not a curated record.
AUGAGUUCCGGACUCGAUAUCAAGAAGAUAGCCAUGAUCGGCUGUGGCAGCAUGGGCGGAGGCAUGGCUCUCCUCUUCGCCGAAAACGGGGUCGAAGUCUCGCUGCAAGAUCCAUCCGUAGAAGCCAUGGACCUGGUCAUCGAGACCGCGAAGAAAGAUGAGAUCCCUCCGGAGAGACUGAAGAAGUACACAGACUACGAAUCCCUUUGCAAAAGCCUGGACUCCCCCAAAGUCUUCUUCUUCUCCCUCCCGCACGGCAGCGUCGGCGACACCGUCCUCGACGGCCUAACGCCCUACCUCAAGAAAAACGACAUCAUCAUCGACGCCGGCAACGAGCACUUCACCAACACGGAGCGCCGCCAAGGCAAGUGCGCCACGCGAGGCAUCCGGUAUGUCGGCAUGGGCGUAUCUGGAGGCUACCAAGCGGCUCGCCAGGGACCGUCCAUGUGUCCUGGUGGAGAUGACUCGACGCUGGAUCAGGUCAUGCCGCUGCUGGAGAUGGCGGCGGCGAAGGAUGAAAAGGGGAGGCCGUGUGUGGGGAAGGCGGGGACGGGUGGGUCAGGCCAUUAUAUCAAGAUGGUGCAUAAUGGCAUCGAGCAUGGGAUGAUGUGUGCGAUCUCGGAGGCCUGGCAGAUCAUGAAUGUAGGUCUGGGCAUGAAUUAUGAGGAUAUUGGGGGCGUCUUUGAUGCGUGGAACAAGGAUGGGCCGUUGCGCAACACCUUCCUCAUCUCCAUCGGCGCCCUAAUCUGCCGCACCCACUCCUCUGACUACACGCACGAAGAAAAAGGCAAAAAAGACGACCACGUCCUCGCUCUCGUCCAAGACAAAGUAGUCCAAGAUGUCACCGGGGAAGAAGGCACCGGCAUCUGGUCCAACACCGAAGCCGUAACCGAGCACGUCCCCGCGCCUACCCUAACAGAAGCGCACUACCUACGCCUCGCAUCCUCCAACCGCGACGCGCGCAUCAAGGCCCGCGAAGUCAUGAAAGCUGACUUCGACCCUCGCCCCUUGAAAUUGGAGGGCGAGGAGAAGGACAAGUUCAUCGAAGACCUGCGGACGGCGACCUACCUCGCCUGCCUAUGCAGUUACAUCCAGGGCAUCAACAUUAUCGAGCAGGCGGACAAGCACAACAUGUGGAACAUCGACUACGCCGCCGUGCUGCAGAUCUGGGCCGCCGGGUGCAUCAUCCAGGCGGACUAUAUUGCGGAUUUGCUGCGGCCGGAGUUCGACGACUAUCAGAACCAGAAGAGCAUGAAUCUACUCUUUAAUGAGACGGUUGCUAAGGAGAUUAAGGAGGGGGUCCCGAGUCUGAGGAGGGUGUGUGCGAAGGGGACGGAGAGUGAUCAUGUCAUUCCGGCGCUGAGCGCGACGUUGGAGUAUAUUAAGUUCAUGACUAAUACCAGUUUGCCGACGUCAUUCUACGAGGCUGAGCUCGACUUCUUCGGCAAGCACAUGUUCGAUAUCAAGGGCGAGGCUGGUACGGGAGGGCCGACGGAGGGGAAACACCACUAUGAGUGGAGGCCUGCGUAA